UUGAGGGUAUUUUAGGAAAAGUACAAAGUAUAAAACGAAAUUUCUAUAAAAAAAUAAAAUAAAAAGCCCACUUGGGUAUCUCCGACUCUGAGAAUCUUUAAUAUGGUUAUUUGGUUAGUUGGUAUUGACUGAUUCUUAUUCUUUGUUGGGUCUCUUUUUUUUUUCUGUCUUCAUUUAUUUUCUGUGUUUCAGGUAAUAAAAAGAGCUUCAUUUCUGCUAUCAUUGAAUGUGAUUUCGUUGUUUUUAUUUUUUUGUUUGAAUUCUACUGAUGGAAAUGGGUGUUUCUUUUGUUGAAACUUGAAUCUUGAAUAUAACUUUUAAGUUGUGAAAGUUAUUGUUGGCUGACCAUCUUGCAGGAAUCUAUGCAACUUGGAUUUCAUUUUUGUUCUCUUUGUUGAUUCCUUUUUUAAAAUUGAUUAUAACGCAACUUUGUGGCAAAUGAUGGCUUUCUCAAUGGGAUUUUACUUGAGUAGUGCUUUUGUUUGAAAUAUUUUUGAUUUAUUGGGUGAAAAAGAGAUACCCAUUCUUUCAUAAAAUAUUGAAAUGAAAUCUUCUUUCCUUUUGUGUUGAGCUUUUGAUUAGUGAAGUUUUCUGGCCAUUAUUCUUUGAGAAAGCUUGUUGGUUAUUUAUCCUGUAAUUGUAGUUUUCUAUGUUGUUGAUUUAGGCAUGUUUGGUAAGAGAUUUCUAGUAAUAUUGUUUGUAUUUUUUGGAAAUACAUAUAGAUGAAAAAGUAUGUAAAAAUAUGUAUAAUGUUGUUUAAACACCGUGUUUAAACAAGUAUAACAAACGGCCCUGACUCAUUUGGAUAGAGUUAAGUUUGAACUAUAAAAUCGUGUAUCAUUAAAAUGCCACACCGAACUCGAUUAUGUGGAAGUCGAGUUCACUGCAAUAUGUUACUCGGGCUUAAAAUACUCAAGUUUAAGACACUCGAGUACCAUGCAAGAAACACUUCCCAAUUACACUCACACAGCCACAAUUGUUGACUCCCGCAGCACUCACACAGUACGUCUUUCACUCUCUUUUAAUUUUUAAUUUUUUCAACUUCUAUCUAUUUUUUUUUUCUUAUUGGCUUCCAGUUUUGUUUCUUAUUCUUCAAGUUUUCUCAUUAGCUUCCAGGUGUGGGUUUCUCUUUUUUCUUUCUUUUGUCAAGGUCACAUGGGAUGGAAGAUAAGUCAACAAUUGUGAAAAGGCAGUGCAAGUGUUUGAAACAGAGGCAAUAAGUAUUAUAUCACAAGAAACUUGAGUUUCAUAAAAGUUGUAGAUUGCUAAAUAUUUCUUAAAUAGUGGUAAAACACUAAUAAUUUCGAAAAUUAGUGGUAUUUGGCUAUUUUUGCCUUGGAAGUAAAACACUAUAAAUUUUUUUUUUAGCUCGUUUUAGAUCAGCUAUGGAUCCAUAUGGUUGCUGGGGGGUUUAGAGGUCACAAUGGAAAAUGAUUUUUCAGCACCAGGUACCAUUUUGGGUGCUCUGCCUAAUUCAGCUAUGGAACUGGACCUCGUCGAUGAACUUUUUCAAGAUAGAUGCUGGUUGGAAGCAACUGAGGGACUUGAAUUCCUUCUUCAAAGUCCCUCCAGUUCUGGUUCAGUCUUAGGCCCUUCAUUUGUAUGGUCUGCUUUGGAGGCUCGUGACAAUUUGAGCUUGAACCCAUCUCAAAUGGGCUAUCUAGAUGAGGCACAAAGACCAUUGCCUGAUGAAAGUCAGGAAAGAAGUCUAGUCAAUGCUGUAUCUCUUGGACAGAAUACGGUUGAUGUUGUUGCUGGGUGUUCUAGUGAAUCAGAAAAUAUUGUAAUUAAAGGUCCUAAACUAGGCAGAAGGUUGUGGAUUGCACCCAACAUGAAUCAAGGUCUUACAUAUUGUGUAGAAGAGAGAUUGAUGAAGGCAAUUGAAUACGUUAGAGAAUUCACAAGAGGUAAAGAUGUUCUUAUACAGGUAUGGGUGCCUGUGAAUAGAGACGGUAGACGUGUUCUAACAACUAGUAAUCAACCUUUCGCAUUUGGUUCCAGUAAUCCAAGGCUUGCAAGUUACCGAGACAUCUCUGCGGAUUUUCAUUUUGCAGCUGAGGAUGAUUCGAAGGAGGUGAUGGGAUUGCUCAGUCGUGCUUUCUUGGGUAAGGUUCCUGAGUGGACGCCUGAUGUUCGAUUCUAUACAAAGAAUGAGUACUUUAGAAUUGUUCAUGCUCAACUGUAUGAUGUCCGUGGAACUCUUGCCCUUCCAAUCUUUGAAAAUGGUAGCAGUAAUUGCGUGGGUGUUAUUGAGGUUGUGAUGACUGCCCAGCAGACCAAGUAUGGCCCUGAACUUGAAAGUGUUUGCAAGGCACUUGAGGCUGUUGAUCUUAGGAGUUUUGAUGCUUUGAGCACCGAGAAUCUAAAGGCAUUCCCCAAGUCCUACCAAGCUGCAUUACCUGAGAUUCAAGAGGUUUUGAGAUUCGCCUGCAAGACACAUAGACUGCCCUUAGCUCAAACUUGGGUUCCAUGCAUUCGACAAGGUAAAGUGGGGUGCCGUCACUCCAAUGAGAACUACAUUUAUUGUGUUUCCACUGUGGAUCGUGCUUGCAUUGUAGCUGAUCCCAAUAUGCAGGAAUUUCAUGAGGCUUGCUCUGAGCAUCACUUGUUAAAAGGUGAAGGCAUUGUUGGGGAAGCAUUUAAGACCAAUCAACCACGCUUCUCAAGUGACAUAACAUCCCUAAGCAAGACAGAGUACCCUUUGUCUCACCAUGCAAGGUUGUUUGGGUUGCAUGCUGCUGUUGCAAUACACCUGCGAAGCAUCCACACUGGUACAGAUGACUUUGUCCUGGAGUUCUUCUUGCCCACAGAUUGCAGGGAUCCUGAAGAACAAAAGAACAUGCUUAAUUCAUUGUCCCAUACUAUACAGCAGGUUUGCCGUAGCUUACGAGUAGUAACAGACAAGGAGCUAGAGGUUAAUGGGACUAGGAAACUUAGUAGAGAAGAGAUAUUAAAAGAGAAGUGCUCUGAGUUUUGCCAACCUUGUCAAGAUUCUAACUUAAAAGUAAAUGUUGAUUGUGGUGAAGAGUGUUCUAUGCAUGGUGAGGGUAACUUCCCAAGUGUGGGUAAGGCUAAAACAGGAGAGAAAAGACGCACCAAGGCAGAGAAAACGAUCCCUUUGGAAGUCCUUCAGCAAUAUUUUGCUGGCAGUCUAAAAGAUGCCUCAAAGAGUAUUGGAGUUUGCCCAACGACUUUGAAAAGAAUAUGCCGACAACAUGGGAUUAAUCGUUGGCCUUCUAGGAAAAUUAAGAAGGUUGGUCACUCCUUAAAGAAACUCCAGCUUGCAAUCGACUUAGUUGAGGGUGCAUCUGGUGCUUUACAAAUAGAUUCCUUCUAUACCAAGUUCCCAAAGCUAGCCUCUCCAAAUUUAUCGGGAACCAACCCAUUUUCAGCUUCAAAGCUCAGCGAUCAUCCUCAGCCCAUUUUGCAGCCUGAAGGAGGCAUUUUCAGUCCUCAAACUGCUGCAUCAAAAUCACCCUACUCUUCAUGCAGUCAGAGUUCAAGUUCAACUCAUGCUCCCACUAGGAACGUUGUUGGUUGCGAAGAUCCUAUAGUUGGAGAACACUUUAGUGAUAGUGCACUACAGAGGAUCACAAGUGAAGCAGAACUGCAUGCCUCAAGUCAGGCACCAAAGCUGCAGCCAAAACUUGAGAGUCUUAAAUCUUUUAAUGAGCACCCUAGUGCUGAGAAUUUUCCACCCUUUCAGAAAUUAAAAGUCACAUAUGGGGAUGAGAAAAUCCGUUUACGAAUGAUAAACAAUUGGGGAUACAAAGAUUUGCUGCUAGAAAUUGCCAGUAGAUUUAAUAUAGAUGACAUAAGUAGGUUUGAUGUCAAGUACUUGGAUGAUGAUUCUGAGUGGGUCUUAUUAACAUGUGAUGAUGAUUUGGAGGAGUGUAUUGAUAUAUGUCGAUCAUCACAGAGCGACACUAUCAAACUCGCCCUCCAAGUUUCUCGUCAUCAUGUUGGAAGGUCUUUAGGAAGCAAUGACACUUCUUGAUUGUAAGAUGCUCUUAAAGCAAAUCAAUAAGGCCUUUAGAAGUUCAAGUUCAAAAUGGUUGCAAUCCUGCCAUUACUUCUUGGUUUGUGUUUGUUAGAUAUAUUAGGACCCUUGGGUUCAAAUCUGUUGUAAAGCUCAUUUUUGUAAGAUGCUUGAUUUGAUAUAAGCAUGAAAUUAGCAUGC
Quercus robur (English oak) is the source of this 4180-nucleotide messenger RNA. RefSeq names its product protein NLP2-like. The transcript is spliced from 4 exons. The record is from RefSeq and is a predicted model, not a curated record. Gene Ontology annotation, molecular function: DNA-binding transcription factor activity; protein binding. The coding region runs from base 1424 to 3997 and encodes 857 amino acids. NCBI's taxonomy places the organism in Eukaryota, Viridiplantae, Streptophyta, Magnoliopsida, Fagales, Fagaceae.